AUAUUUGUAUGAUCGAAUAAAUUUGAUUAAUUAGCGAAAGGAAACACAUGUUAUAAUUAUAAAAAUAUACGCUUGUUUUCAAUAAUAUUUGAUUUUCGUAAUCGUUCAAAAUUUCAUUGUACGUAUACUCAUCAUUAUAUCGAAGUUCAUCAAUUGCAUAUAUUCUAUAUCGUAAUAUAUAUAAAUAUUAAUCUAAACUAUAUUAAUUUUGUACAUAACAAAUCUAUAAAAAUGGCGAUGUGUCCGCGUACAAAGCAAAAAGUUGCUAUUAUUUUGGAUGUGAGCAAAGCUAUAUUUCAUUGGGGAUUUAUUCCCGCUAUAUUAUUCUUAGGCUUUAGGAAAGGUGCUGAUCCAGGCAUGCCUCAAUUAUCAAUUAUAAACUUAUUGUGGCAAUAAAAAAAUUUAAUCUGCAA
Apis dorsata (giant honeybee) is the source of this 413-nucleotide messenger RNA. RefSeq names its product mitochondrial import receptor subunit TOM7 homolog (gene Tom7). Bases 232 to 396 code for a protein of 54 amino acids. NCBI's taxonomy places the organism in Eukaryota, Metazoa, Arthropoda, Insecta, Hymenoptera, Apidae. Gene Ontology annotation, biological process: protein import into mitochondrial matrix. Gene Ontology annotation, cellular component: mitochondrial outer membrane translocase complex. The record is from RefSeq and is a predicted model, not a curated record. The transcript is spliced from 3 exons.